This is a messenger RNA of Zymoseptoria tritici IPO323, 3657 nucleotides long. RefSeq lists its product as uncharacterized. Bases 1 to 3657 code for a protein of 1218 amino acids. Gene Ontology annotation, molecular function: monooxygenase activity; oxidoreductase activity, acting on paired donors, with incorporation or reduction of molecular oxygen; iron ion binding. Gene Ontology annotation, biological process: response to oxidative stress. The record is from RefSeq and is a predicted model, not a curated record. The transcript is spliced from 8 exons. Lineage: Eukaryota; Fungi; Ascomycota; Dothideomycetes; Mycosphaerellales; Mycosphaerellaceae.
AUGCCCAAUCCAUUGACCGAGCAUCCUCUGUUUGCCGGCGCCGCCGGUCUCGGAGCCAUUGCAGCAGCAGCCAGUCUCUGGUCCCAGAAGCCGCCCUCACCAGAAGUCUCCACGACCGAGAAGUACAGGCCUGGCGAUGAUUACACGGACAAUGCCCACCUCGCGGUGGACGUCGUCAAGGAGCUACGAAAAGCUGGAGUGCACUCGACGUUUCACGAUAUCAAGACGCUGUUGACCUUUGCGUUCACGGCUGCGACGCACCAGCCGGUGGAUGAUCGCGAGCUGAUGAUGGAGAAAGUGAUUGCCGUGGUCACCAAGCUGCCUCAGAACUCAAAGGCUCGACGUAAGUUGACUGGCAUUCUGAUCACUGGUCUCUGGAACAGCCUCGAUCAUCCGCCUCUCACUUUCCAGGGCCCUGAGUACCAGUAUCGUAGAGCAGACGGUAGCUACAAUAAUAUCCUUAAUCCACAGCUCGGUGCAGCCAAAACUCCGUACGCGAAAUCGAUCCGAACAGAGCAGAAGCUGAACGCUGCGAGGCCCGAUCCUGGCGUUCUAUUCGACUCGUUGAUGGCCCGUGACGACUCUCAAUACGAAGAGAAUCCCGCUGGCCUUUCGUCUAUGCUCUUCUACCACGCAACCAUCAUCACGCACGACAUCUUCCGUUCAAGUCACACCAACCCAAACAUUUCCGACACAUCCUCCUAUCUGGACCUGGCCUCACUCUACGGCAAUAGCGUGGCAGACCAAAAGAAAAUUCGAGCCUUCGAAGGCGGCAAGCUGUUGCCCGACACCUACUUCGAGGAACGUCUGCUCGCUCAGCCACCGGGAGUCAACGUCAUGCUGGUCUUGUACAGUCGAUACCACAACUUCGUAGCAGACAUGUUGUCGAAGAUCAACGAAGGCGGGCGGUUCAACUUGAAGCCUGUGCCUGCUGAUGCUGAAGACCCAAAGAUGGCGGCCAAGGCUCAGGAUGAGGACUUGUUCCAGACUGCCAGGCUUGUGGUCAAUGGCCUCUACAUCAACGUCUGUCUUCACGACUAUCUGCGUGCUCUGACGAAUACUCACCACUCUGAUUCUACCUGGACGCUCGAUCCGAGAGUGGAGAUCCCAGGCUCUGCGCUCAAGUCUGAGACCGCAAGAGGCAUUGGCAACCAGGUCUCGACCGAGUUCAAUCUCAUGUAUCGGUUCCACAGCGUCAUUUCACAGAAAGACGAAAAAUGGUUCGAGGAGUUCUUCGCCAAAGAGUCCAAAUUGAAGAAGCCUCUCUCGGAAUGUACUCCUCGCGAGGUCCUCAUCGCGCUACAGAAGUUUGAAGGCACCAUUGACGAAGACCCAAGCAAGCGAACUUUUGCAGGACUGCAGAGAGGCGCUGAUGGGAAGUUCGCCGAUGCUGAUCUUGCCCGCGUGCUCAAGGAGUGCAUGGACGAUACUGCGGGCAGAUUUGGUCCGCGUCAUGUGCCCAAGUCGCUACGGGCUAUUGAGAUGAUGGGCAUCAACCGAGCUCGACAAUGGAACACGGCAUCGCUGAACGAGUUCCGCAAGUUCUUCGGUCUCAAGCCUCACGAGACCUUCGAAGACAUCAACCCGGAUCCCGAAAUUGUCAACACUCUUCGCGGCUUCUAUGGACAUCCAGACUUGGUCGAGGCGUAUCCUGCGAUGUGGCUCGAAGAUGGAAAGCCAAGGAUGGAUCCAGGCCAAGGCGCCUGUGUGCCAUAUACAGUCGGAAGAGCCAUCUUCUCCGAUGCCGUCACUCUCGUACGCUCGGACAGAUAUUAUACCAUUGACUACACCGCUGCCUCAUUGACCAACUGGGGCUUUACUGAAGUCCAGCAGGAUCUGUCGACCAUGGGAGGAUCAAUGAUGUACAAGCUCAUCCAGCGCGGCCUACCAGGCUGGUUCGCCUUCAACUCAGUCGCCGUAAUGCAGCCCUUCUUCUCCAAGAAGAUGAACGCUCAAAUCGCAACCGAGCUCGGCACGAUCGGAGACUUCACACAGGACGAUCCCAAAACCCCUCCAAAGCCCAAGAUCGUGACCAAAGCAAGCACAGCACGCAAGAUCCUGACGGACUCCACCAACUUUGUCGUGCCAUGGGGCAAGGCGUACAGAGAUCUCAACGACGGGCAUGACUAUUCGCACUUCAUGUUGUCGGGUGAUGCACCAGCGAACGUCGAGCAGAAGAAGCUGAUGCACAGCUUGCUAUUCAAGUCGCCUGACUUCAAGAAGUUGGUUUCCGAAACGACCUUCCGCAUCGCCGACAAGCACAUCAAAGCGGAGAUGUUCAGCAUGGGCAAGGACUUCCUCGACGGCAAGCCAAAGUUCGAAGUCGACCUGGUCCGUGAUGUUGCCAUCCCUACCCUGGCGGAGUUGCUGUCGGACAUCUUCUGCUUGGGCAUCAAGACCGAUGAGAAUCCCAUCGGCACGUAUAAUGCCGCCGGCCUCACGAGGGAUCUGCUCGCUCUCCGUACUUGGGGAUUCGCCAACUUCGACCCGGCCCAGGCGUGGAGGCGCCGGCGUGAAGCUCGCGAAGCUGCAGACCGGCUACGCACUCGCGUCGUGGCACAUCUGAAGCUCGUCACCGGCAGCAGCGACGGCGGUCUGGUCUCGAAAGCGAUCGGGUAUCUGACCGGAUCUUCCGCAGAUCAUCCACCCAAGGCCAACAGCCUUCGCUGGCACGGAAUCAACACGGCGAGACAACUCCUCGCCGCUGGCAACUCCUACUCCAAAACCGCCGAGAUCCUCUUCCUCUCUGCUCUCGGCGGCAUCGGCAGUCCAAUCUCUCAAUUCACCGAGUCGUACUACUGGCUUACUCAAUCCUCUUCCACUGGCCAUGCCGCCGCGAUCCAAUCACUCGUAUCUUCCAACGCGCCUGAUCUCAACGAUAAGCUGGAGAAAUACAUCCUUGAAGCCGAACGCAUGACCUCGCUCGGCCGGGUCGCCCGCGUCGUCAAGUCGCCCGUCACCGUCGAUGGAGUCUCCUACUCCCCCAGCGACGCCGUAAUCCUCCUCAUGGGCGUCAAUGGAGCCGCCAUGGACUCCGACUUGCACUCCAAUCCAUCAACCUUCGACCUCACUCGCCCUCGACGCAACUACCUCAACGGCGGCUACGGCUCACACGAGUGUCUCGGCCGCGAAAUUAGCCUCUCCUUCUCCACCGCCCUCCUCCACGCCGCGACAGGCCUGCAACUCAUGACCUGGGCUCCCGGCACCGGCGUCCUCCGUCCCAUCUCCGCGCACAAUAACCGCUUCUACCUCUCCGAAGACGGCGCGCACCUGACCUCCGAUCCGACGACGUUAAAGUGUCAUUUCCGUGCUUACACGCAUGAUCGCGGGGCGUUCCUGCCUCUCCCUCCGAUUCCGAAAGAGAUCAUGCCGCCGAGUGAAGGCAAGGUGGAGAGAGGAUUGAGGCCGUCGGAUAUUGCGGAGGAGAAGAAGUACCUGAUUGAGACGGGGAGUACGUACACGAAAGAGGAGAUUGAGGUGUCGUAUUCGGCGAAUGCGCCGCCGGGAGCGAUUGUAUUCGCAGGCGGAGAUGGAGGGAUUCAAAAGGCUGUUCGGAAGGAGUUCGUGAGGAUGAAUACGAAGAUCAACCGGGAGGAGAAGAGGGAGGAGGGCAAGACGGAUUUUGGUCAUGGGCAUUAUCAUCAUCAUCAUAAUUAG